Messenger RNA from Halteromyces radiatus, 740 nucleotides. RefSeq names its product ribosomal protein L19/L19e domain-containing protein. Lineage: Eukaryota; Fungi; Mucoromycota; Mucoromycetes; Mucorales; Cunninghamellaceae. Gene Ontology annotation, biological process: translation. The record is from RefSeq and is a predicted model, not a curated record. The coding region runs from base 189 to 740 and encodes 183 amino acids. The transcript has 3 exons. Gene Ontology annotation, molecular function: structural constituent of ribosome; RNA binding. Gene Ontology annotation, cellular component: ribosome; cytosolic large ribosomal subunit.
CAAAUAAAACUUAUUUUUUUUCUUGUUAUCUCUCCUUGGCCAAUCAUAUGGAUGGAUGCAUGGGAUCAUUAGGACUUUAAAAUAAUGGUCUGAGCCAAUCAAAUGGCUUGAUUCAGCUAUAAGUUGAACAUAAUUCUCUGAACAAAGAUUGUUCCUCCUCUUUUCCUCAUUAUCAAAUUUUGAUCCCAAUGGCCAAUCUUACUAUUCAAAAACGCUUAGCAGCUCAAGUUCUCAAGUGUGGUCAACGCAAGAUUUGGUUAGAUCCUAAUGAAGUGAAUGAAAUUGCCAAUGCUAACUCUCGUGCCAAUAUUCGCAAGUUAGUUAAAGAUGGUUUGGUGAUCCGUAAACCUGAAAUUGGUGUAUCUCGAUUCCGAGUACGUGAACGUCAUGAAGCCAAACGUCUAGGUCGUCAUAUGGGCCAUGGUAAACGCAAAGGUACAGCCAAUGCUCGUAUGUCCCAUCAAGUGGUUUGGAUGCGUCGCAUGCGUGUGCUGCGUCGUCUUCUCCGCAAGUACAGAGAAGCUGGUAAAAUUGACAAACAUCUUUAUCAUACUUUGUACCUUCGCAGCAAGGGUAACUGUUUCAAGAACAAGCGUGUAUUGAUGGAAUUCAUUCACAAGGCCAAGGCUGAACAAAUCCGCUCCAAGAAUCUCUCUGAACAAGCUGCUGCUCUCCGUGCAAAGAACAAAGCCAUGCGUGCUCGUAAGGCUGAAAAGAAGUCUGCUGUCAAGGUUCUUUAG